Molecule: messenger RNA, 2759 nt
Organism: Chlorocebus sabaeus (green monkey)
Lineage: Eukaryota; Metazoa; Chordata; Mammalia; Primates; Cercopithecidae
Gene: ANKRD33
Product: ankyrin repeat domain 33
Molecular function (GO): protein binding
Source: RefSeq, a predicted model, not a curated record
AUCUCCGCCGAUGUCCCCAAGGCUGAGGGUGGGUGUGUCGGUCAGGAGGAGUGGUCUUUGUGAGCCCGCCCCGGCGGGGAGGAGCUGCCUGGCUCAGGCCUCGCCCACCCGGAGGAUCUUGGGGCUGGUCUGGGUCAGCUCCUGAGAUGUGACCACCCGCCCCACCGGGCCCUCCAAUCCCUUCUUACCACUGCUUGAUCCGGCUCAGCCAGGUGGUGUUUGCAGCAGCUCUUUGUGAAAGUCCAGCCAUCUGUUACCUGCGUUGCUUCCUGGGGAGGGAUAGUCCACCUCGGGGCAUUCGGAGACUCGGUGAUUGUGCUCCGCGGAGCCUGGGCUGUGCCCCGCGUUGACUGCCUCAUAGAUACCCUCCGAAUCCCAAAUGCCAGCUGCAUGAGAGGGGGGACCCACCUUCUUGUCCCCUGCCUGGAAGAGAAAGAGUUGACAUUGCGCAGGAGAGGGCUGGACAUGUCUGAGGCACUGCCCUGCCCGGGCAAGGACACCUCCACCCCAGGCUGCAGGCUGGGGGCCCUGUAUUGGGCCUGUGUCCACAAUGAUCCCACUCAACUCCAAGCCAUACUGGAUGGCGGGGUCUCCCCAGAGGAGGCCACCCAGGUGGACAACAAUGGGAGGACAGGCCUCAUGGUCGCGUGCUACCGCGGCUUCCAGAGUAUUGUGGCCCUGCUCAGUCAAUGUCCUUUCCUUGAUGUGAACCAGCAGGACAAAGGAGGAGACACGGCCCUCAUGUUGGCUGCCCAAGCAGGCCACGUGCCUCUGGUGAGUCUCCUGCUCAACUACUACGCUGGCCUGGACCUGGAACGCCGGGACCAGCGGGGGCUCACGGCGUUAAUGAAGGCUGCCAUGCGGAACCGCUGUGCUGACCUGACAGCAGUGGACCCUGUUCGGGGCAAGACGGCCCUGGAAUGGGCAGUGCUGACCGACAGUUUCGACACCGUGUGGAGGAUUCGGCAGCUGCUGAGAAGGCCCCAAGUGGAGCAGCUUAGCCAGCACUACCAGCCCGAGUGGCCGGCCUUGUCCGGGCUUGUGGCUCAGGCCCAGGCCCAGGCCCAGGUUGCCCCUUCACUCCUAGAGCGGCUGCGGGCUACCUUGAGCCUCCCCUUUGCCCUGUCUCCUCAGGACGGGGGUGUUCUGGACCACUUUGUGACUGCCACAACCAGCCUGGCCAGUCCCUUCAUCACCACUGCCUGCCACACUCUGUGCCCUGACCACCCACCUUCCCUGGGCACCCGAAGCAAGUCUGUGCCAGAGCUGCUAGGCACUGCCCCGCCCCCUCCUCUGGUUCCCCAGUCCCCACCAGGGAGUCCCCAGAGGUCCCCGUGGGUCUUUGUCCCCUACCAGAGCCCUCAGGGCAUAUUGAGCAAGUGCCUUCAGUGGCUACAGCCCAGGGAUAGCACCAGCCCCAGGCCCCAAGUCCCCAAGAUCCUCCUCUCCAAGGCAUCCUCAUCGCCCCACCGGUGCUGGCCAAAGCCCAGUCCUGCGGGACAUGAACGUCUGGCCCUUCCUCUCUGGCGAUACCAGGAGCUCAGGAUAGAGAAGAGGAAACAGGAGGAAGAGGCCAGAAUGGCACAGAAGUAGGGGAAGAUGAGAUAGGACAGGCUGGGAACAGGUAAUCAGGCCCCUCCCUGGGCUUCUUUCCCCUCCGGAGUGCCUCCGGCCUCCCCAUCCACCUCUGCCUAAGUAAAUCUGCUCUCAACCUAUAUACAUACAAGGUCAUUCAUUCCAGCAUUGUUUGCAAGAGUGAAAGAGUGGAAACACCCGAAGUGUCCAUCAGUAAGGGACUGGCUAGAUUGGUUAUGGACGUAAUUGCUGUCUACCCUUACAGUGCAUACGCUACAGUGUUUCCAAAAUAAGACUAAGGAGGCCGUUUAUAUUCUGAUACGAAACUACCAUCAAGAUAUAUAAAGUAAAAAUAACUAAGGAGUGGAACAGUGUAUAUGGCAUAUUAUUAUUUGUCAAAGUAAAAUUUUCACGAAGAUAAACAUGACUAAGACAAAUAUAUAGUGAGUACCAAGAUUUAUUUAACUACUUAAUGAGUGAAUCAGCAGGAUGGAUCAAAAAAAGAAGUGAAAAGCCAUUAUUGACAAUCAGUGAAAAAAUGAAUGCUGGAAUAAGAUUGCAAAAAGUUAAUUCACACCUGGCAAUAAAGCCAUAACCAUUUUUAUUUUUUUCUACUAGACCAAAAUAAUUUGCCACUUAUCAAUCUUUAACAGGUUAAUCUGUCCUUCUAGAGAGCCGGGGUCCUUAUCAAUAGUAAAUAUUAAUAGCAUGUCAAACAAAGUUAACUUCCCCUAGCUGACCCAUAGGUGGGGUUAUUAGCCAAUGAUCUAAAAUAUCUUUGAAAGGGCAUUAGCUUUUUUUUUUUGGAGGGGGCCUUAUUUACAGGUUUUGGAUAUUUUUCUCAGCACUUUUGUUGUGUAAAUAUAUUUGCUUGUAUGUUUAUAAUAAUGAUAGCAACUACUUAGAAGGUGCUUACUAUUUAUAGUAACACAUUUAACCCUCCCAGUAAUCCUGAGGAUUUUAUUUUUGAGGACAUGAGGCACAGAGAAGCUAAGGAACUGCCUAGGUCCCACAGCUGGCAGAACUCAAGAUUGAGAUCUAGCCAUCCAGUGUGACCUCCAGGCUUUUAACGCUAACCCCCAAUGCGGUACUGGAGCAUCCCUGGAAAGAACACAGUAGUGUUCUCCAGAAAAGGACUAAACAGAUUUAUUCACCUUUCUUUACUUUUUUUUUUUUUGAGACAG